AGUUGGCGCCGAUUCUCGCUUUAUAAACCUGAGCCUGAGCUGUCCGUCCCUAUCUCUCUCUCUCUCUCUCAACUCCAAACCCUCUUUAAAACCCUACCUGCGCGCUGCGCCCCCUGGGAUCGUCUUCCUCACCAACAAUUCGACCACACUCGAUUUGGUCUCUCGGCCUCAAUCAUUCUCCGACUCUGCCUAAAGUUGAUAAGUACUGCUGCAGUGGUUACUAAAGGCAUUCUCAAGCUGAAAUCAAAAUGGAAACCAGUGACUGGAGAACUCAACUUUCCACAGAUUUGCGAGGAAAAGUUGUGAGAAAGCUUAUAGAUAUCCUAAGGAAGCGUAGCCCACCUUCUGAAGAUCCUUUAUCCCAACUGAAGAAGAUACAGAGUGUUGCGGUGAAAUUCGAGGAAAAGGUUUAUAUGGACUCCAGUGACCAGAAAGAAUAUAUGAGGAAGGUAACAGUAAAGUUGAUGGCAGCAGAGGGAUCACAUCCAAAUGUCGCUCCUAAAUCGUCACCAAACCCUCCCUGUGUUGGUCUAAAACCCUCAAAUCUAGUUGCUAAUCAAGGCCAGUCAAUUGCUGUUCAAUCCACUGAUCAGUCUCAAGAAUGUGAAGUUCCUGAACAACAUUCAUUGCCUGACGUUCAAAAUAAUAUUGCAUGUGCUGGAGUUUCUGCUAACUUGGCACCUGCACGGACCACUGUCAGUGCUUCGGCUCAGGUUCUCCCGCCAAGUCAGAAUCCGUAUUCGCUGAAGUCAGUAGGAAGUUCAUCAGGGAAAGGGAUACCUUUUAAUGAAUCUGCCAAUAAUUUCAAGCAGGAGCAAGUGAAACAACAUUCAUCCCGCAUUGACACUCAUCCAAAUCCACAUCAUUGUAGGCAGUUCAAGCAGGAAUACAUUGAUCCUCAGCAGAACCAUCAGCAACUAAAUCCAAAUCUUUAUAAGCAGGUCAAGCAGGAACAUGAUGCCCCAUCAUGCAUAACUCAGCAACAGAAAGUACAUCAGCAGCAGCACCAUCAGCAGAAACUCUUGAAACAUACCAUCCAAGCUCCUCUUCUACGACAUUCUGAGUUGCAUGUUUCUCCACCCUCUGAUCAUCGGCAGGAUCAGAUUUCUUCUUUUAAACAGACAUCACAAUCUGUGAUUAAGAAUCAUCAUCAGACAGCCUUUGGGCAAACUAAUCCACAACCCACUCCUGAUAUUCAUCAGAAAGUAUCAUCAACUCCGGAGCACGUAUUUAUGCAAUCACAGAAGCAACCACAUGUGAUUAGGAGUACGUUGACUCCUAAUAAUCCACAACAGAAUCAGUUAAGUGGGCAACCAAAUGGUCUGCGUGACAUGCAGCAGCAACAUCAUAGGUUGCCAUUGCAGCACAAUAAUUUACUACAGGAGUUUAAGGGGCAAAGUAUAAUUCGUUCACGUGCAGACCAUGAGGCCCAAAGAAAAAAUAUCUCUGUACGACAUGGGAGCUCACAAUUGCCUGAAGGUGGUAGCUCAGGCAAGCGUCAAUGCGAGGUUAAAAUGCAGGGGGAAACCAGACAGACUGCUUCAGUUCUAUUGCCAAAGCAAGUGCAAAAAUCACAACCACAGAAUCUUGAAAGGCAACUGAACUCUCAAUCACAGCCAAAGAUGCAAAAUUUGCCAUGUUCCAGGAGUAUGCAAAUAGCUGGACCAGCUUCCACAUUUGGGCAAAGGAUUUCAAACGUAGAUAACUUGCAAGAGGAGCUCUAUGAGAAGGUUGAAAUUUUAAAAAGCAAAUAUUUAGCAGAACUGACACGGGUCGAUCAAAAGAUAGCAUCUCAUUUCCAGAAGCUCCAUUCUAUGCCUCAACACCCAGAAACACAGAAUAUCAAGAAACUUAAAGCAAUAAAGCACAUGCAUUACACUGUCAAAUUUUACAUUAUGAAUCUAAAUGUGCCCAAAAGCAAAAUUACGCCUGCUUGCAAGGAAAAGCUGGCGUUAUUGGAGGAAAAAAUUGUUUCUUUCCUUCAAAUAUUUGAGCAGCGAAAGCCUGCUACCUUGCUCCAGCAUGGAGAACCUUCCAAUGUGCACUCUAUGCCUCAAUCAGUGCAACUUCAUUCUCAGGCUCCUCAAGGUCAAACAUGCCAAGACGAAAAGAAGCUGCAAUCGCAGUCGGUGAACAUACAGUGUUUUGAUACAAGUAUGCAGCACAGCAAUGUGACAAAUGUGGUGAAUGGUUCUGAUUCUCUAUCUGAGCCUCCAAUCCUGCAACAUGACACAGUGCAUUUGCCAUGGAAUUUGACUGAGCAAGAUUCAGAACAAGCAAAUUCUUUGAAGUUAGUAAACCAGGUUCCCUCGGAGUCCUUUAAACUUCCUAAAAGCAGCCCCCAACUACCAAAUGAUAUGCUGUCACAAAAUCCUGCGCUUAGACUAGAGUCGCAUGUGAAUCCUCUUGAGUCAAGCUUCAGUACAUAUCAAGACAUGCACCUGAAGUGGACUAAUGAACAGCCAGAUACUAAAACCCCAAAACAAGAACUUCAAAGGCAAAAGUCACAGCAGCAAUUAGUACAACCAAAGCAGCAAAUACUGCAGCAGCGUCACCGGUCACCAGAGUUGCAGUCUAGGGAUUUAACUCCAAAUUCUUUGCCCAAAAGUCUUAAACCUUCCUCUCAACAAGUUCCUCAACAUUCUUCUGUGAGUGAAAAGAAGAAUCUUCCAAUGCCUCCUAUGAAACCUAAAUCUCCUGUCAUUUCAAGAGGUUCACCCGAGGCGGGAAUUUCUUUGGCUCCCUUUGCUUCAGCACAUAUACCAGGGGAUUCUGAGAAACCUAUGUCUGAAACUUCAUUGGUUUCAAAUGCAGUAAAUAUUGGAGGUCAACAAGCACAGAGUGCACCAGGAGCUAUUCAUUGUUCUUUUGAUGGGUUGAAUGCUGCUGAGCUGCCUGAGCAGCCUAUUCAGAGAUUGAUUAAAAUGGUUAACUCGGCGUCGUGUAAAGCACUAAGUUCUUUUGCUUCAGACAUUGGUUCAGUAGUGUGUAUGACUGAUAGAAUGUCUGGACCAGAUAAUGUUCAGAGAUCUAGAGCUGCAAUUGGUGAUUUGGCAGACAUGACCAAUUUUCAUUUGCAGGAGAGAUACUUUGCCUGGCAGGAAACAACUGUUGGAACAAGGAUAAUGAAGCGGUACAGAAGUAUGCCAAUUAGCUAUGAGGCUUCAGAAAAUAGCAGUAUAAAUGAUGGCUUGUCACAGCUAAGCGAUAUGGAAAAUUUUGACUUAGACUCACCUGCAAUAUCUUAUAGCAAACGGCGUAGGCUUGAGGUGAAUCAUCUCUUUGAAGAAAUUAUCGCCAUCAACCAACAACUAAUAGACACUGUUUUAGAUAUUAGAGAUGGAGAGACUAUUCGAUCAGUAGCCUCAGCUCCAAUUCUUGAUGGUGAAGGAACCAUUGUUAGGUGUUCCUUCAUCGCUGUAGCCGUUGCUUCUAAUCUGAAGUCUGAAUGUGUUCCAGCUCCAAUGCUUGCUAUCCAGCCUCUGCGAUUGCUUGUUCCUGCAAAUUAUCCUCUGUGCUCUCCUAUAUUUAUGGACAAGUUGAAAGUGGAAGUCAGUGAUAAUCAAGAUCUUUCAGCAAAGGUAAAGUCGAAGCUCAAUUUCUCUCUUCGGAACCUGACAGAACCCUUGUCACUUGGGGAGAUAGCAAGGACAUGGGAUGUAUGUGCCCGUGCGGUGAUCUCUGAAUAUGCAGAGCAGAAUGGAGGAGGAAGCUUCAGUUCUAAGUAUGGCACCUGGGAAGACUGCCUCAGUGCUGCAGCUGCUUGAAUCAUUUUCUCUUGAGAAUUUUUAUCUUGUCAAAGUUGAGAAUUGAGAUUGCAUCAUACAGGCUCAUGUAAGCUGAUUGUUUAAAACCUCAGUGAGGAUCUUAUAUAACAUUAAACCUCAUCAGUUGCAUGGUUUGAUAGGAAUUAGUUA
This is a messenger RNA of Rosa chinensis, 3917 nucleotides long. Its product is annotated as mediator of RNA polymerase II transcription subunit 15a. Gene Ontology annotation, molecular function: transcription coactivator activity; chromatin DNA binding. The transcript has 12 exons. The coding region runs from base 249 to 3767 and encodes 1172 amino acids. NCBI's taxonomy places the organism in Eukaryota, Viridiplantae, Streptophyta, Magnoliopsida, Rosales, Rosaceae. Gene Ontology annotation, biological process: regulation of DNA-templated transcription. The record is from RefSeq and is a predicted model, not a curated record.